CUUUCGCCCAAUGUCAGCUGGGAUUGGCUCCAGCCCCCCACAACCAUGUACACAGGAUAAACGGUUGACGAUGGAUGGAUGGAUGGAUGGGCUCAAUGCUGGUUGCUUUUGGCCCUGUUAUUCUUGAACACGAGCCAUUGAUUGGUGGCUUCAAGAGCCUACCACCUCCCACAAAUUACGCUGACCUCCUGGAGCUUGAUGAACUACGUGGCUGCCAGUAUUUUGAAAAGUUAAUGGGAAAGUGAAUGGGGUGGCCAAACAGCUACAGGACACCUUCCCAUGGUUGUUUUCAUCUGCAUGCGCUAACUGCACUGCUGUACGCCAGGCUGCAGCAGAGUGCUUGGACUGGAUAACCUAAAGUGAAGCCGUUUCGUGAUGGAUCCACAUAUCAAUGGCCUGCUGGAGAGCCUGGAGAGGAGGGUCCAGAAAUGGACCUUUUAUGGGCCUUCCUUGUGCUCAACCCUCAGACAGCGACUGGUGAUGAGGCAGUUAAUGUGAACAUAGACCAGCAGAGCCUGAUGCAGGGCCUGUUGUCAGAGGUGGGUGAAUGGAGGCAGCUCUACCCAUCAUUGAGCAAGCUGGCUGACAAUGGCCUGACCAUCCUAGUUUUAGAGUGUAAACUGUGAAAGGGAUUUCUCUACAAUGAACAGGCAAGGGGGGAAGACCUUGCCGCUUGUUUGUGCUUGAGCAUCAAUGGCCCUACCAACAAAAGAGUUUCCUUUUGAGAGCCUUAGAGCUAUUCUUUCAGAGUCUUCAAACGAUCAAAUGCUCUCAGGCAGGAUGCCAACAGUGUCACCACUAAAGCUUGAUAAAAGUUCAAAGCAGGCGGGAGACUGACGGUCUACAUGUCUAUAAUUGCACUGCACGCGCCUGAUUGUCAUCGGUCAGUAGCACAAGACAAUAGACUUCACGAAUGGACCAAUGAUCAGACACUUUAUGCAGGACCCAACAGGCUAGUGGGAGUGACUGUGUUACCUGCCACUGCUGAAAUCCACUCACAUUUGACGGACAUAGCCAAGUCCAGGUGUGAUGUGCCAGCUCAGCUGAAACUUAAGUUUCCCCAAGAUCCUUCAGGGAGGAGCCAGAAGAAACUUUCGACCUCAGCCAAAAGUAUAACUAUAUGCAGCUUAGGGGUUGGUCAUUUCAUACCUGGCAAGAUGGAGAAACGGUCCACAACGGAAGACGCUUUGGAGAGAGUUGUGCAGCCUGAUGACAGCAUGCAGGACUCAAAUGAGAACGCCUCUGAAACUGAGGAUGAAACAAACACAGGUGAUGAUGUCAAUUUUGAGCCAAAUUCUGAUGCCUCUGAUUCACCCAAUGACGCCACUGAGAUGGUGGUGGACAUGGAGGAGACAUCAGCUCAGGAAUGGAAAUCAAAACAUGGGAAAAUUGUCUGGUCUCCCACUCACUACGAGACGCUGCGCUACACUCCAUACAAAGUUCUCACCCCGGGACCCACACGAUACGCCAUCUCUCGGAUCAGCACUGUGAAGUCCUGCUUCGAUCUCUUCAUGACGGAGGAAAUCAUCCAGCUUGUUCUGGAUAUGACAAACCUGCAUGGGAGACGUUCGACCACAGAUUGGAAAGACAUAGAUGCCACUGACUUGCAGGCAUACUUUGGACUGCUGAUUCUGGCCGGUGUAUACAGGUCACGCAACGAGGAUACCCGCAGCCUGUGGGAUGACCACACAGGACGGGCCAUCUUCCGGGCCACCAUGUCCCACCGUGCAUUCAAUACUAUAAAUUCAAACCUGCGAUUCGAAGACAAAAAGACACGAACUGCGCGUCGUAAGGAUGACAAGCUGGCUGCCUUUCGGACCAUCUGGGAGAAGUGGGUGCAGCGCCUCCCUCGUCUGUUCAACCCGGGCCGGGAUGUCUGUGUAGAUGAGCAGCUUGUUGCUUUCAGGGGCCGCUGUGGAUUCCGCCAAUACAUACCCAGCAAACCUGCAAAAUAUGGGUUAAAGAUCUGGGUCACCUGCGACGUCAGUACAUCAUAUGCAUGGAAGAUGCAAAUCUACAUGGGAAAAUCUGCUGACGGUGCCCCGGAGGUGAACCAGGGAAAGAGGGUCGUCCUGGACAUGACGGAGGGGCUCAAGGGGAACAUUGUGACUUGUGAUAAUUUUUUCACCUCUUACGCACUGGCAGAGGAGCUUCUGAGAAGGAAAAUGACCCUGGUUGGUACAAUUCGUAAGAACAAGCCAGAGCUUCCCCCGGAGCUGGUGAACAUAAAGCACAGAGCGCCCUUAUCCUCCCUCUUUGCCUUCACCAAGACGCACACAUUGGUGUGCUACGUACCAAAACGGGGGAAGAAUGUAACGCUCCUCAGCACGAAGCACCGCGAGCCAGCUCUGAGUGACUUCGACCACAAGAAGCCAGUGAUAAUUACCGACUACAACAGCUGCAAAGGAGGUGUCGACAACCUAGAUAAGUGUGUUGGCACCUACAGCUGUCGGAGAAAGUGCUAUCGGUGGCCACUGGCUCUCUUCUACAACAUGCUGGACGUCUCUGCCUACAACGCAUUUGUGCUUUGGACAGCUGUAGAUCCCUCCUGGAACCAGGGCAAGACCUUUAAACGGAGGCUGUUCCUAGAGGAGCUGGGGAAAAUGCUGGUGUUGCCACAGAUGCAACGGAGACGGCGCCUCCCCCGCACAUCAUCCUCUGCUGCCAUGGUCGAGGGUAUGCAGAACCCAGGGGAAAGGGAUCCAGACAGCACCACCAGCAAAAGGAGAAGGCCGUGCAACUUCUGCACUAACAAAAAGGCAAAAACGUCCACCACUUGCAUCAACUGUGGCAAAUAUAUCUGCAAAGUCCACACAACAUCAUACUGCCGCAACUGCUGCAGAUGAACGGAACUCUCUCUCUUUUUCACACACACACACAAGGCCUAUAGCUAACUCUGUAUUUUUCUGGGCUUUUUAAGUAUUUCUUAAUGUUGAAUUAAAACAACUAAUUGCUAAAAUGACUUGUACAAGUGUGUUGUUUGGCAUCACCGCGCCAGCAGACGUGAACCGCUGUGUGUGCAGCUUUAAUCUCACAAUUAGCCCUUGCUGCAGUCACGCUGUCUGCUACUCCAAAAGUGGUCUUGCCUUGCUCGCGGUUUAUGAUAAGGGAUCUCAUCAGGGCGUAUAGCCUGAGUCCAAAAUAAAUAUGUAUUAGAGAGAUGUCACUCUCCUCUAGGUCAUUGUGGUGAUAAAUAUACCUAUACCUUAAAGGUAUUGACCGAAAUAACCCAGUACCAAAUAAUAUUGAAACUUCUCCAGUUAACAAUAACUGCAUUCGAUUCUUUGUUUUAUUUAAUUAUUUUUUUUUUAACCAGAUUGGGAGAAAAAACUACUAAUUGUGUGGUUUUGUUCGCAGCAACACUCCAAAGAAAGAGAAGGGCAUACCUUCUUGUAAACAUUAACUUCUAUGUAAUAUGUCUGUCAAUUUUGUAUUACAGCUUAGUCUGAAAACAUUGAUGAAUUACACAAUCUUUGUCUUUAUCUUUUUUUAAGUAUGACUAUUGAUAUGUAUGAUAUGUUUUGUUCUGUAUCUUCUGCACAAUGGUCAAACCUUUUUUUGUAAAUUCUCACUGUCUUUUUAAAAAUAUAUGUGCAAAUAAACUAAAACUAAUUGUUCUCUGUCAUGCCAUAUGUAGCUUUUAGAUUAGGAUUUAUUGUUUGGAUGAACUUUAGCAAUGAGUGUUAGAACACUUGUCAGGUAAUGUCAAGGCAAAACUAUAAAGAUACUGCAUUUGUGCGAUUCCAAUGCAAUAAAACUGAACUGAAAAAGA
Molecule: messenger RNA, 3772 nt
Organism: Micropterus salmoides (largemouth bass)
Lineage: Eukaryota; Metazoa; Chordata; Actinopteri; Centrarchiformes; Centrarchidae
Product: piggyBac transposable element-derived protein 4-like
Exons: 11
Coding region: 846-2846 (666 amino acids)
Source: RefSeq, a predicted model, not a curated record